AUGGCGGGGCGGCCGGAGGCGCUAGCCUCGCCGCCGCGGGACAGAGACGGAACGGCCCCCAAUGUGGUGGCGCGGAUCUCACAGUGGGCUGACGACCACCUGAUCCUCGUUCGGAACAUCAGCACUGGAAUGGCCGUAGCUGGAAUAAUGUUACUUCUAAGAAGUGUUCGAGUGUUCUACCUGACCUUUUUAGAAGAGCCAUGUGGUGCUUUGCUGGUUAAGCUGGCUGGAGUAGAACUCACUGAAUCUGGGAAGGUAUGGUUACAGAAAGAGCUAAAACCUUCCCAACUACUAUGGUUCCAACUUCUUGGAAGGGAGAAUUCAGUACUCUUUUGCUACCUAUUAGUGAAUAAGGGUGGAUAUUUUAAUGUGAGCCUGAAUGAAGAAAUUUUGAGAAGAGGCCUCGGUAAAACUGUUCUGGUUAAAGGGCUGGAUUGUGACUCUAAAAUGUAUUGGACAAUUCACAGAAAUUUACUUAAAGCAGAAUUAAUGGCCUUAAAAAGAAGAGAAGGAAUAUGGAAGGAAGAAUCUGAAAAAGAAACUUAUGUGGAAAAACUCAAAGGCUCCUGGGGAGAAAUAUGGAAAAAAGACGGUUAUUUUUCAAAAAUUGGAUCAAAUUUCACCUUGAAAAAAGAAAGUUAUUAUGACAACCUUAGAAGGACUUACGAAACAUGGAAAGAAAACAUGAGUAACUACUCCUUAAUACUGAAGUUCAGGGAACUUAUGAGUCGUAUGUAUUUUCGUAGAAAAGAGUGA
Messenger RNA from Orycteropus afer afer, 756 nucleotides. It is a transcript of the gene MISO1, whose product is annotated as chromosome unknown C3orf33 homolog. Lineage: Eukaryota; Metazoa; Chordata; Mammalia; Tubulidentata; Orycteropodidae. The transcript is spliced from 4 exons. Bases 1 to 756 code for a protein of 251 amino acids. The record is from RefSeq and is a predicted model, not a curated record.